Caenorhabditis remanei is the source of this 2202-nucleotide messenger RNA. RefSeq lists its product as uncharacterized. The record is from RefSeq and is a predicted model, not a curated record. Gene Ontology annotation, molecular function: RNA polymerase II cis-regulatory region sequence-specific DNA binding; DNA-binding transcription factor activity, RNA polymerase II-specific. The transcript is spliced from 7 exons. Bases 1 to 2202 code for a protein of 733 amino acids. Gene Ontology annotation, cellular component: nucleus. Gene Ontology annotation, biological process: regulation of transcription by RNA polymerase II; positive regulation of DNA-templated transcription; cell fate specification. Lineage: Eukaryota; Metazoa; Nematoda; Chromadorea; Rhabditida; Rhabditidae.
AUGGACCUGGUGUAUGGUUCCGAGAUAACUUUUGGCGAUGGAUUCGCCAUAAAACCGUCAAGAACGUUCGUCGUCAAUACUAACGCUCCCCUUCACUCAAACGUGUUCGAAGCGAAACCAUCUGGCGGCGUCGUCACAUUUCCCCACUCUUCUCACUACGCUGACCGUAUCUUCGUCUGGCGUGCCAUCGCAGAAGGCCAACUAGUCGUCGUCGCAUUGGGUCUCCAGAAGUCAUCAGGCGCCGAGAAACACGACGAAUUCACGAUUGGAGAAGUGGGACUACUCGGAAAACUAUUGGGCGGAGUCGAUAAACGAGUCAGUGAUGCGUGUGUGAUGAAGAAUCUAUCGGGUUACGGUAGAGAGAGGAAAUCGUCGAAACCAGAUAUUGUGUAUACUGUAACUCGGGAUGGAUGGGUUCAGGCAUGGAAUGUUGAUACCCGAAAGCAGUUAUCCAGUACUAUUGAUUUGAAUCAAUACUUUGCUUCGGACACCUUCAGAAUCUCGACUCCAGAAGGCUCUGACGAUGACGAUGAUCUAGAAUUCAUCAAUGCCGUGGAGCCAAUGGAGCAAUUCUACUCGAUCAACGCGUAUACAUUCGAUAUUGACACUCUUCUAGUCGUUGGAUGUGAUAUUGUGAUUGGUGGGCGGAGUGUUGGAAUGAGAACUCACUUGAUUAAAGUGGCUGAGGAUCAGAUGUACCAUAUGCAGAUGCAUGAGACGAGUAUGACUGCCGAGGAGAGAUUAGUGCAUUUGGAAUUGAUUCAGACGUAUUUUCCACCGAUAGAUUGUGAAGAGUUGGAGGAGACGCAGGAUUUCGAGGACUACAACCCACGCACAUGUGCUCAAUUCUCGCUCUCGGCUCUGUUCAAAAGCUCAUCGGCCAACAAAUCGUACUCUCUGAAACGUCUUUCGUUCGCAAUUCAAUGGAGAACCGGAGAAGUUUUCACUAAAUUCGAUUGGCUUCGUCAGUUUUCUGGGAAAUUGACUGGAAAAGGAGACAACAAAAGUGACGUCAUCGACACGGAGAGACCGUACAAUCUGUCUGCUGAUUCCAGUAUUGAGACACUCAUCGAUGUUGUCUUUGACACUGAUUUGUACUCGUUUGAUAUCGUUUUCAGAGCUAUACAGAUGACCACCCCUUCCGGAAUCGAAGUGUCUUUGAGCAAUCAGGACCAAUGGAAGAAGUUCCAUCCGAUGACCGAAAUGGUUGUAACCAGAAAAGUAGGACGUCAGCUGUUCCCGCAUUUGAAUUACAUUCUGAAAGGAUUGGAUCCAAAUGAGCUGUAUGGUGUCUUCAUUCACUUCGAGAGAGUAGAUAAUAACAGAUAUCAAUUCCUUCAUAAUAAGUGGAAUGUGUUUGGUAAAGGCGAUGAAGUUCGACAGAUUAAAGUGGAACAACAUCUGGAUGGGUGGAGAGCGGGAAGUUAUUGGAUGGCAAAACCAGUCUCAUUCAAGCAUGUCAGAAUCACUAAUGACACAGAUCUCAAAAAAUCUAAUACAUUUGUGUUGCAAAGCAUGCACAAAUUUCUGCCUGUAAUUGGUGUUCAGAAGAUGGGAGAUUCGAAAAUUGAGGGGUUCCGAUUGGAUGUCACUGAAUUCAUGGCUGUCACAGCUUAUCAGAACAAAGACAUCAUCCAAUUGAAAAUUGAAAUGAACCGAUUUGCUUCCGGAUUCAAGGAGACAGGAGGGCACAACAAAUCACCGAAUUCCGAUUCGGGAUCCUCACCACGCGGAGUCAAACGGCAAUCCACAUCACCAGAAGUGUAUGGAUCAGUGACUCCACCAACAGCUCCGUGGACCCCUCCGUAUAAUCCAUUGACUCCAUUGAGCUACAACAAUACUCCAGUGCCACCAAUGCCUCAAACUGCCAGCACAUUCCCGGGAUAUCAAUAUGGUGCUUUUGGAAACACACCAAUUCCAGAUAAGGAGAACCGGACGGAGCAGAUGCAGAUGUACCCAUGGCAGAUGCCAAUGGGAAUGUAUCCUAUGGUUCCACCAAUGAAUUCAGGAAUGGCUCCAGAGGUGCCUAUGAAUUCUAGCCUACCACUAGUUGCUGACGUCUCCCGAAACCCACAAGCAAUGCAACAUAACCCAAUGUAUAUGAGCAUGCCGAUGAACAAUAUGGGACAAUGGAAUAUGGGAAAUGGAAAUGGAAUGGGGAAUCAGAUGCCACAAUCGGAACUCCCAAACUACACGUUUUAA